AUGCUGUGCGGAGGGCAGCAGGCGACACCCAGACGGGUGGUCGCAUGGAGGUUGAUGGAGAUCAUGGCCCUAGUUCUCCAGAUCAACCUCAAUAGGAGCUGGGCGGCGCAGAACCUGGCUGUCCAGGUGAUGCGUGAAAGGGAGGUGUCGGUAAUGGCGGUGUCGGAGCCCUCGUAUGUCCCUGACUCACCUUGUUGGGCUGGGGACUUGGACGGUUCGGCUGCCAUUGCCUGGCACUUGCACGCGGGGCGGUGGUCUGUCCGCCAGGUGGUGGACAGGGGCCACGGGUUCGUGGCGGUGAGGUGGGGGGAGGUAGCAGUGUACAGCUGCUACUUCUCCCCCAACGCCCCGGUGAANGAGUACGAGGCGUCCCUCGAGGCCCUCGGGGAUAGUGUCCGUCGUGAGGGGGGUCGCUCCGUGUUGGUCCUUGGCGACUUUAACGCCAAAUCGGCCACAUGGGGCUUCUCCCGCACUGACCGAAGGGGCCGGAUGCUGGACAGGUGGGCGGUACAGCAUGGGCUGGUAACCCUGAACAGGGGCCGGGACGCGACCUGCGUUCGUACUCGGGGCAGUUCCGUGGUCGACGUGUCUUGGGCGUCCGUGGCGGUGGCCCGACAGGUGUCGGAGUGGAUGGUUCUCGGCGAGGAGUCCCUGUCGGACCAUCGCUAG
Molecule: messenger RNA, 669 nt
Organism: Pseudomyrmex gracilis
Lineage: Eukaryota; Metazoa; Arthropoda; Insecta; Hymenoptera; Formicidae
Exons: 1
Coding region: 1-669 (222 amino acids)
Molecular function (GO): catalytic activity
Source: RefSeq, a predicted model, not a curated record